AUGAAUAACCCGAAAACUUUCCACGAGUACUCGCGUAUCUCCAACUUGCAACAGAGGUGGUGUACCCUCAGAGGUCAACUAGAAAUCAAGACCAGCGACAAACUCCAAAUUCCUAUGGAUCAAGUGGAACCCGCUAGCGAGAUUGUCAAACGAUUUGUUACUGGAGCCAUGUCAUUUGGUUCGAUCUCUUGGGAAGCGCAUACGACAUUGGCGAUUGCGAUGAAUCGCAUAGGAGCUAAAUCUAAUACGGGCGAAGGAGGAGAGAAGCCUGAACGAUAUGCAAGUAAUCAGGAUCCGAACAAUAACUUGCGUUCAGCCAUCAAACAGGUUGCUUCUGCUCGAUUUGGCGUCACAUCGUCCUACCUCGCACAUGCCGACGAACUGCAAAUCAAAAUGGCACAAGGUGCAAAACCUGGAGAAGGUGGUGAACUACCAGGUCAUAAAGUCACCAAGGACAUCGCCGACACUAGGAAGUCGACAGCAGGAGUCGGACUGAUCUCUCCACCACCACACCACGAUAUCUAUUCGAUUGAAGAUCUCGCACAAUUAAUUUAUGAUCUCAAAUGUGCCAAUCCGGACGCGAGAGUCAGUGUUAAACUUGUCUCCGAAGCCGGUGUUGGUAUCAUUGCAUCGGGUGUUGUGAAAGGUUUUGCGGAUCAUGUAACAAUUUCGGGUCACGAUGGUGGCACUGGAGCUUCUAGGUAUGUGCUUGAUAUCUUCUUGAAAAGCACCGUUUACCAGAAAGAUUCUGUGGUUUUGACGCUGUUCAAUAGAGGGGUCCCUAGCUAAGU
Molecule: messenger RNA, 791 nt
Organism: Cylicostephanus goldi
Lineage: Eukaryota; Metazoa; Nematoda; Chromadorea; Rhabditida; Strongylidae
Source: the annotation of a GenBank genome assembly